AUGGCCUUUCAGCCGAGCCUGUCCGACCUGGAGGAGACGCAGAACUCUUUACUAAUGAAUGAGCGCGAUCGCCCGGAUCCUGGCGAGCCGUACGCGUGCCCGACCACUGAGCUCAGCAAGGCAGUGUCCGUGUCUCUGGGUCUGGACUCGGUGGCGUCUCCGCUCGGCGGCACGAACCAGUGCUCGAGCGGCGCCUUCGCAGACUGCGACCCCGCCGCGGGGAGCCGUUCCCAGGCUGGGAGCAUGAACCCGGAGGGCGCCAGGCUCGUCCUGGGCGACUCCGGCGCGAGGGAGGACGACUUUGGGGAAGUGUGCCACGGCAUACAACAGGUGAGCUGCAUGGAUCUGUUCAGAUCGGACGACAUGGACAGCGCGCGGGCUGUGACGCGCGGCUCGGUGAUAUCCAGAUACGUCUGCAAGGAGCCGAGCGUGUUCGUGAGCCCGGCGCAGGAGCUGCCCGCGCCCUCUCAUGUGGCCGUGCCCCUGAAGCCCUACUCUGCCUACCCCGCCGCCCCCAGCCUGUACAGAGAUGCCCCGGGAGUGUGGUGCGCAACCGAGCGCGCGUACGGCGAGCGACCCGAGCCGCAGCGCGGCGCACCCGCCGGACAUAAUUUCCAGUGUAAAUAUUGUAAUUGUGGUCAAUCGUCUCUCGGAGCCAAGCAGGAAUGCCGCUGUGUCUGGUACAGUAGGGGCGAGCAGCAGGGCGCUAAAGGUGGCAUGCGAGCGGCCAUGGCACCAGGGUACGGCCAAGUGGAAAGUUUCCCGAGCGCGAUUCCUCAAGGGCAACCCACUUUUUCCAACAUCAAGACCGAGCCUCCUAUUUGGCUGAAUUGCGCAGACCGCAGUUUCAGGCAUGAGGACUUCUUCCCAGGUGUGUACCUGUCGGACAGGAGAGUGUGCCAGGUGUGCGGCGACGACGCCUCCGGUUGUCACUACGGCGCCGUCACCUGCGGCAGCUGCAAGGUCUUCUUCAAGAGGGCCGCUGCAGGCAAGCAGAACCACUUGUGUGCCAGCCGGAACGACUGCACCAUCGACAAGCUGAGGCGGAAAAACUGCGCUUCGUGUCGCCUAAAGAGGUGCUUCAUGUCAGGAAUGAGCCUGAAAGGUCGCCGGCUGAAGGGUGCCGGACAGACGAGAAACGGGGAGGAGGAGCCACAGCCCGCCGCCUGGGGGCACGGAGACCGGGAGGACAGGGCCGGGAGGAGAGACGCAGCCCUGGAGCCUGGAAAUCCAGCUGCCAAGGCUCAAGCGUCCCAGGCCCUGGCUCUUGGCAUCCCCCCGACCCUGCGCUCCUGCCUGUCCUUGCUCAGCAUCCUGCAGGCCAUCGAGCCGUCCGUGGUGAACGCCGGGCACGACCCCGCCGAGCCGGACAGCCCCGCGUCCUUGCUCACCAGCCUCAACGAGCUGGGCGAGAGACAGCUGGUAACCGUGGUGCGCUGGGCCAAGGCGAUGCCAGGUUUCCGUGAUCUGCACGUGGACGAUCAGAUGUCACUGAUUCAGCUGUCAUGGAUGGGGGUGAUGGUUUUCGCCCUGGGGUGGAGGUCGUACACGCUCACCAACAGCUCCAUGCUCUACUUCGCCCCCGACCUGGUCUUUAAUGACCACCGGAUGCAAGUGUCCAGUAUGUACGAGCACUGCGUGAGGAUGAAGCUGCUGUCCCAGAGGUUCUGCAUGCUGAAGGUUACCCAGGAGGAGUUCCUCUGUAUGAAGGCCCUGGUCCUCUUCAGCAUCAUGCCAGGGGAGGGCCUGAAGAACCAGCGUUGUUUUGAUGAACUGCGGACCUCCUACAUCAAGGAGCUGGAUCGCUUGGCCAGCCGCCGCGGAGAGACCACCCGUACGCAGAGGCUGUUCCAGCUCACGCAGCUGCUGGACUACCUCCAGUCGAUUGUGAGGAAGUUGCACCAGUUCACCUACGACCUGUUCAUCCAGGCUCAGUCCCUGCAGACGCGCGUCAACUUCCCGGAGAUGAUCUCGGAGAUCGUGAGCGUUCACGUACCCAAGAUCCUGUCGGGCAUGGUCAAGCCCAUCCUGUUCCACAACACGGCCUAGACAACGAGAACGAGAACGAGCUCUUCUUAAGUUUCACAAGCUCCAGUCCACCAACCGUUCUCCUUUUGUUUUCUUCUCUUUUUCAUUUUUUUUUUUUUCUUUUUUUCUGCGAAGCUCAAAUGGUCACUGAUGGUAAAUGAUUUGAAGAGGUUAGAAGAAAAGAAGUCAGGGAUCAUCUGGAGUCCGAGGGUGUGAUUGGAUACCCGGUAAAGAGAAGAAGGCAGCACAUUCUUCCAGUCUCAUGUAAUCUAAUUAUAACUACUCUUGUUCGUCCUCACUGCCUGUUUCACUGCGUCGUGCACAUCAAGUGUUUCUGGAGCUGAUUAAAGCACUUGCAUGCAUUCCUCCACACGAGCCGACGAACGGUCGGCCUCCUGGCGUGCGGCCUCCCUCGUCCCGUCCCUGUUGAUUAUUGACAACGGGCAAUUUUUAAUUUCACGAGGUGAAGGCGGCAGUGAGAAAAACCUGUUUUGAAGAGUUCCCAUCCCUGUGGCUUGUCUGUGUUGCUGUACUAUGACAUUUGCACUAGCUUUUUCCACAAUGAGCGUUACUGUGUGUGCCGGAGACGAGAAAAAAAAAGAAGA
Molecule: messenger RNA, 2633 nt
Organism: Salarias fasciatus (jewelled blenny)
Lineage: Eukaryota; Metazoa; Chordata; Actinopteri; Blenniiformes; Blenniidae
Product: androgen receptor-like
Exons: 9
Coding region: 1-2049 (682 amino acids)
Biological process (GO): regulation of DNA-templated transcription
Molecular function (GO): zinc ion binding; DNA-binding transcription factor activity; sequence-specific DNA binding
Source: RefSeq, a predicted model, not a curated record